Abrus precatorius (Indian licorice) is the source of this 1763-nucleotide messenger RNA. Its product is annotated as protein phosphatase 1 regulatory inhibitor subunit PPP1R8 homolog. The record is from RefSeq and is a predicted model, not a curated record. Bases 138 to 1430 code for a protein of 430 amino acids. The transcript has 4 exons. Gene Ontology annotation, molecular function: protein binding; mRNA binding. Lineage: Eukaryota; Viridiplantae; Streptophyta; Magnoliopsida; Fabales; Fabaceae.
AUUACAAUAUUAACCGAGAAAAUUAAAUUCAGCAUCUCUCUAUCUUUCUCAUUCUCUCUCCACUUCCCAGAGACGCAGCGUUCUAAAACCCUAACAGGGUAUGUGCAAAGAGAGCUUUGUAGCAUGUUCUUAAGAGAAUGUAUGGACGAGCAUCAGGUCUUGAUAGGUUUAAGAAAGCUCAGACCCUUGAGCCAUUCUCUGUUUCUGUCAACUCAUCUUCAAGAAAUGAUGCCCAACAAGCUAGUAAAGUAGUUGGCCAUUCCUCUGCUUGGCCACCACAGUCUCAAGCUUCUGUCCACCAAGCUCAACAUCAGCCACAACAUGCUUCUCAGAAGACUGUAGGAGUGGAGGCAGCCCCAUUGUUGGGGCAGAAUCAGCAUGCAACUCAGGUUGGGGGAGGGCAGUCGACAUGGCAGCCGCCGGAUUGGACUAUUGAGCCUCGACCAGGUGUUUUUUACCUGGAAGUUUUGAAGGAUGGGCAGGUGCUAGACCGGAUAAAUCUGGAUAGACGGAGGAAUAUCUUUGGGAGGCAAAUCCAGACUUGUGAUUUUGUGCUUGAUCAUCAGUCUGUCUCUCGACAACAUGCUGCAGUCGUUCCUCACAAGAAUGGGAGCAUAUAUGUAAUUGAUUUGGGAUCUGCGCAUGGGACAUUUGUUGCAAAUGAACGGUUGACUAAGGAUUCACCAGUUGAGCUUGAAGUUGGACAAUCUUUGCGUUUUGCUGCAUCAACAAGAACAUACAUAUUGAGAAAGAAUGAUGCAGCUCUUUUCCCUCGUCCUCCGCCACCAACAGAGAUUAAUUUUCCACCACCCCCUGAUCCAUCUGAUGAAGAAGCGGUUGUAGCUUAUAAUACGCUGCUGAAUCGUUACGGCAUCAACAAGGCUGAUCUGGUGUCCAAAUCUGGUGAGUCUGGUAGUUCAGCAAGUGGAAAAAAUAAGGAUUACCAAGCAGAAAGAGCAGCUAAGAGAAUUAAGAAGACAAGAGUUGCUUUCAGGGAUCAAGUUGGGGGAGAGUUAGUUGAGGUUGUUGGAAUCUCAGAUGGUGCAGAUGUAGAAACAGAACCUGGUCCAGUUGGUGUUAAAGAAGGAAGUUUAGUUGGUAAAUAUGAAUCUCUUGUACAGAUUACUGUAAUACCGAAGGGGAAAGAGCAGUCCUCCAUUAAGGAGGCAGAUUUGUCCCAAAAAGGUGUUACUGAUAAACUACAAGAAGUCUUAAAAAAGAUCAAAGCCCCAGUUAAAUCUGGGGGGAUUUAUGAUGACCUUUAUGGAGAAUCGUUAUCAGUCAAAGUUGGAUCUUCCUGGGCAUAUUCACCUGCUGGUGCUGGUGAAGGAGAUCCAGAUAAGGAGGAUGGUGAAGGUAUUACAUCAAGCGGAAAAUCAGACAGUAAUCCUCACGCUGUUGAUGGAGAUGAUGAUGAUUUGUUUGGGUGACCAUUGAACCUAUGCAGACUGGAUUAUGGGACAGAUUUGUGAUAGUUCUGUAUUGAGCUUGACAUCAUAGGGAGUUGAAAACAUGCAAGAUAUUAUGUUGCAUGCUUCUUUUGUCGUCUGGAGUUAUUGUUCAAAUGCAUCCAUAAUUAUUGAUGUUUUCCACUGCAUACCCCAUCUCUCUAAAAGACUGCAGGCUCAUGGUUAAAUGGUUUAUUAUCCUUGUUUUGAGCCGUUAAAUAGCUCAUUUAAGUAACAGUUUGCACCAACCGUUUGGUGCAACCUAAGUGCUCUCAGAGUGGUUUGGGGACUCCUCGACCACGACUUUCCUUUGCA